UCCGCCGCGAACGGUCGCUCGGCCCCGCGAUGAAGAGGAGGCUGCAGAAGAAAUACUUGAUUCUGAUCCUCGCCUACUCGGGUCUGCUCCUGCUGGUGCCCUAUGUCUUCGACUUCGGGGAGAAGUCGCUGCACGGCGCGGCCAAGCCGCUGCAGCAGCAGCAGUCGCGCUGCUCGGAGCUGCAGAACGCCGUGUCGGUGCUGUGGGAGCGCGGCGCCAACGCCACGGCGGAGGCGCCCGGGGCCAGCGGCGGCGGUGUCCGGCCGCGCACUCACAUCUACCUGCACGCCACCUGGAGGACGGGCUCCUCGUUCCUGGGCGAGCUCUUCAACCAGCACCCGGACGUCUUCUACCUGUACGAGCCCAUGUGGCACAUCUGGCAGGCGCUGUACCCGGGCGACGCGGGCAGCCUGCAGGGCGCCGUGCGCGACAUGCUGGGCGCCCUGUUCCGCUGCGACUUCUCCGUGCUCAAGCUGUACGCGGGCGCGCAGAACCUCACCACCGCCUUCAUCUUCGGCUGGAAGAUGAACAAGGUGGUGUGCUCCGAGCCGCUCUGCGACGCCCACCAGCGGCACCACGUCGGGCUGGUCCAGGAGGACCGCUGCGCCAAGUGCCCCAAGCGGGACAUCCGCGACCUGGAGCGGGAGUGCAAGAAGUACCCGGUGAUGGUCAUCAAAGGGGUGCGCGUUUUGGACCUCAACACCCUGGUGCCGCUGAUGAAGGACCCCGCCGUAAAGCUCCACAUCGUGCAGCUGUUCCGCGACCCCCGGGCGGUGCACAACUCCCGGCUAAAGUCCAAGCAGGCCCUGGUGAAGGAGAGCAUCCAGGUGCUGCGGAGCAAGAAGCAGAACGACAAGUACAAGCGCAUGCUGGUGCCCAACACCCGGCUGAACCGGGCUGAGAACUACGUGUCCGGCGCCAUGGAGCUCAUCUGCGACAACUGGCUGGGCGACAUGAUGCUGGUGUCCAACGCGCCGCCCUGGGUGCGGAGGAGCUACCACCGCGUCCUCUACGAGGACCUGGUGCAGCACCCCGCCGAGGAGCUCCGGAGGCUCUACCGCUUCGCCAACGUGUCGUCGUCGCCGGCGCUGGAGAGCUUCGCCCUCAACAUGACCCACGGCCGGGGCUACUCCUCCGACAGGCCCUUCCUCAUCUCGUCGCGGGACGCCAAGGAGGCCAUCUACGCCUGGAGGGAGCGCCUCAGCGUGGAGCAGAUCGAGCAGGUGGAGGCCUACUGCAGCGAGGUCAUGCGGCUGCUGGGCUACCCGAGACGCGGCGCCGACAAGACCGCAUGAGGGCGUCACGCGGCCUGCAAGUCAAGCCUGAGGGCAAACCAUGCGGCCUGUCUGGAAUGUUCCCCACUGGGAGCCCCAAGCAUCUCAAGUAAUGAUUUUUUUCCCCUCCAAACUGAGAGAGAAGAGGAGGCGGAGCUUAAAGUUCAGCACUGUGCUCGGCCAAUCAAAGAGGAGAUGUUUUUUUGUGUUUUUUUUUUUUGAAAAGGCAGCUUUUAUUCUGAAGGCCCACCUGCCUGGCAUGUGUGAGGCAAACGUCAAGGCUCCGCCCCUUUUUUUAAAGUCCUGAUAAUCUCCUCCCCCUUUAAGAAGCUUCUGAUGACUCAGCAGUAAUCUCGCUAACACGCUAACUUUGAAGGAGACUUCAGUAACUAAAGGUCAAGUGUGGGCCCUCCCAAACCCCCAUUUUUUGGCCUUUAACCCCCCCCCCCCCCCAGUGAGGAAUGUGAGCAGGUUUUCCACACGUGGUACUGAUACUUUUUAACAUCUUUGUAUUCUUCUUUGUGUCAACUUUGACCUGACAUCCUAGGGAUGUGUUCUUUGCACUUUGUCACAUUUGUACCAGAUCAAAACUUUCAAGUGACCUCAAUAAAGAUUUGUUUUCUA
Nerophis lumbriciformis (worm pipefish) is the source of this 1898-nucleotide messenger RNA. It is a transcript of the gene chst7, whose product is annotated as carbohydrate (N-acetylglucosamine 6-O) sulfotransferase 7. The record is from RefSeq and is a predicted model, not a curated record. Gene Ontology annotation, cellular component: Golgi membrane. Gene Ontology annotation, molecular function: N-acetylglucosamine 6-O-sulfotransferase activity; chondroitin 6-sulfotransferase activity. NCBI's taxonomy places the organism in Eukaryota, Metazoa, Chordata, Actinopteri, Syngnathiformes, Syngnathidae. Gene Ontology annotation, biological process: carbohydrate metabolic process; N-acetylglucosamine metabolic process.